Molecule: messenger RNA, 1635 nt
Organism: Acaulospora morrowiae
Lineage: Eukaryota; Fungi; Glomeromycota; Glomeromycetes; Diversisporales; Acaulosporaceae
Source: the annotation of a GenBank genome assembly
AUGGGUGUCAAGUGUGGUAAACAAAAGUAUAUAGACGACGAUGAAAAUAUGCUGGAUAUACCGCUCAAACAAAAUACCCCAUUAAAGUCCAAAAAAUCUUUGGUCGGAAAAUGUCGGGAUUGUCGUAAACCGAAUACUGAUAAGUAUCAAAAAGCCGGCUGGUUUAAGAGUAUUGAUAAUUCGGCAAACAUGGCUGGGGAAUUUUUUCAUGAGAUACGCACAUAUCUCCAAAGCGGUGCAGAGAACAGAUCAAUGGUACGCAUCUAUGGAAUCACUCAAGAUCCACAAACACAAGACUACAUGAUAGUUAGUGAAUAUGCAAACCAUGGAAAUUUACGCAGCUUCCUUGUUCAAAACCAUCGAGCGCUGAAUUGGGAAAGAAGAUUACGUAUAUUGCUCAAGAUUGCUAUGGCACUUCAGGAUCUUCAUCAAGCUGGAUUUGUCCAUAAAGAUUUUCACAGCGGCAAUAUAUUGCAGAUCGAUGAAUACAUUAAGAUCAGUGACUUUGGUUUGUGUCAGAUUCCAAAUGGGGAUGCGAGGAAAAUUCAAAAAUCACCAGGAUCCAAAGGUCACAGGCAGACAGUUGAUCCGGCGGUUUUGAAAAUUCAUCCCGAAGCACAUUAUACUAGUCGACCGUUUAAUUACAUUGAUUUGAAACAAUCAAAUUUCGUUAAUCGAACUCGUCACGAUUCUGCAUUUGGGAGCGCCACGCGACUCUUGUCAACGAACAAUUCUAAUAAAGAUGGCAGAUAUCAUAUGGCUAAUCAACGCGAAGACGAAUCAAACUACGUUCCACUUCCUCAAGUUGAUCUUGAGAAAUUGAGAACUCCGUCAAUGGCAAUCUCAGGUCCUAUAUACACGGAGUUAUUGCGUAAACAUUAUCGAUCAGAUAAGAUAUUCUAUGACGAAUCUCAAAAUGGAUAUACAGGUAAGGAAAGCUAUAUGGUGGUAGACCUUUUGAAAUAUGAAAUUAAAGGCGAAUUCGUAAUAUAUAAAACCACAGAUAAUGAUAGCGAAAGUUCACAGACAAUCUCACCAGCUAUUUCCGAUGUUGCAUCGACACGUUACUCGGAAAUUCUGUCAGCUGAAUUGGUGCGCCGCAUAUCUCCAGGAAUCGAAAGACAUGCAUCCCGUUAUUCACUGGCGCUGGUGGCGGAGAUUCAACGUCGAUCAACACCAAAACUACCUGAGGCACACGUGACUGCACAACCUCAAUUGAGUGAAGAAAAAUUUAUAGAAUAUCCAGAGAAACAGAAAGAUAAAUGUUCAGUAAAAACCAAUGAAACCAGGAAAAUUCGUAGAGACUCUAUAAGUUCUUCAGAUUAUAAUGGUUUUAAUAAAUUCAAAAAAUAUAACAGUUAUCAGAAUAGAAGGGCAGAGAUAGUACAAGAAUACGUGAACUCCACCAAUAAAUAUCAUGAUCAAACCGCGGAAGGCAUGCAAGGUGAGAACGCUGACGAGCUGGAAAUUUUUGAUUCAGAUGAUAACGAUAUGCUACAAUAUAUCUGCAAACAACCUACGGUUCUGAAAGCCCGAAGAAUGAAGAUUGCAUCAUACCCAAAUACUUUCGUUACACGUUUCGAGCAUACUCCUCCAACACCAACCUUACCAUUAGUAAAUGACAAUACGAAUUAA